GGCGAGGGGGGCUAGAAAGAGUCCCCUGAACCCCUCUGGUGGGAAGGAGGACCCCUUCUUCAAAGGCUGACGGAGCCAGUACAGCUGGAAGGAAAAGCACUGCAAACAGGGAGCGCUUGAAGCGCAGCCAGAAGAGCUCCAAAGUGGAGGGCCCGGAGCCGGGGCCGGCCGAGGCUUCGCUGAGUGCCGAGCAGGGGACGAUGACGGAGGUGAAGGUGAAGACAGAGCUACCUGAUGACUACAUCCAGGAGGUGAUCUGGCAGGGCGAGGCCAAGGAGGAGAAGAAGGCUGUCAGCAAGGAUGGGACCGGCGAUGUACCUGCAGAGAUCUGUGUGGUGAUCGGCGGGGUCCGCAACCAGCAGACCCUUGAUGGAAAAGCACCCGAAGGCAGCCUCCAUGGUGGAUCUUUGCGAAGCCGGUAUUCAGGGAGCUGGAUUUUUGACCAAGCAAUGAAAUAUGCAUCUGGGUCUUAUGAGUGUGGCAUCUGUGGCAAGAAGUACAAGUAUUACAACUGCUUCCAGACUCAUGUCCGGGCACACCGUGACACUGAAGCCACGUCGGGGGAGGGAGCCUCCCAAAGCAACAAUUUCAGGUACACCUGUGACAUCUGUGGGAAGAAGUACAAGUACUACAGCUGUUUCCAGGAGCACCGGGACCUGCACGCGGUAGAUGUGUUUAGUGUGGAAGGGGCCCCCGAGAAUCGGGCAGACCCAUUUGACCAAGGUGUCGUGGCCACAGAUGAGGUGAAGGAGGAACCCCCAGAGCCAUUUCAGAAAAUCGGGCCAAAAACUGGCAAUUACACCUGCGAGUUCUGUGGAAAGCAGUACAAGUACUAUACACCGUACCAGGAGCACGUGGCCUUACACGCCCCCAUCAGUACCGCCCCCGGGUGGGAGCCGCCAGAUGAUCCAGACACGGGUUCUGAGUGUUCGCAUCCAGAGGUCACCCCAUCUCCACGCUUCGUGGCAGCGAAGACCCAGACGAACCAGUCAGGGAAAAAAGCUCCGGCCUCCGUGGUUCGAUGUGCCACCCUCUUACACCGAACCCCUCCAGCCACCCAAACUCAGCCGUUCCGCACUCCAAACUCGGGAUCUCCAGCCAGCAAGGCAACCGCAGCAGAAAGCGCUUUCAGUAGAAGAGUAGAAGGCAAAGCACAAAACCACUUUGAAGAGACCAACAGCAGUUCUCAGAACUCCAGCGAGCCCUACACGUGCGGCGCCUGCGGCAUCCAAUUCCAGUUCUACAACAACCUGCUGGAGCACAUGCAGUCCCACGCAGCCGACAAUGAAAACAACAUCACCUCCAACCAGUCCCGAUCUCCACCUGCCAUCGUGGAAGAGAAGUGGAAACCUCAGGCCCAGAGGAAUAGUGCCAACAACACCACAAGCAGCGGUCUACCACCCAACAGCAUGAUCCCGGAGAAGGAGCGGCAGAACAUUGCAGAGCGGCUGCUGCGGGUCAUGUGUGCCGACCUGGGGGCGCUGAGCGUGGUCAGUGGGAAGGAGUUCCUCAAGUUAGCGCAGACCUUGGUGGACAGCGGUGCCCGCUACGGGGCCUUCUCAGUCACCGAGAUCCUGGGCAACUUCAACACGCUAGCACUGAAGCACUUGCCUCGCAUGUACAACCAAGUGAAGGUGAAGGUAACCUGUGCCCUGGGCAGCAAUGCCUGCCUGGGCAUCGGCGUCACCUGCCACUCGCAGAGCGUCGGUCCCGACUCCUGCUACAUCCUCACGGCCUACCAGGCUGAGGGCAACCACAUCAAGAGCUAUGUGCUGGGCGUGAAGGGCGCGGACAUCCGUGACAGCGGCGACCUGGUGCACCACUGGGUGCAGAACGUGCUGUCGGAGUUCGUCAUGUCGGAGAUCCGGACAGUGUACGUGACAGACUGCCGGGUGAGCACGUCGGCCUUCUCGAAGGCCGGCAUGUGCCUUCGCUGCUCGGCCUGUGCCUUGAACUCGGUGGUGCAGAGCGUGCUGAGCAAGCGGACGCUGCAGGCCCGCAGCAUGCACGAGGUCAUUGAGCUGCUCAACGUGUGUGAGGACCUGGCAGGCUCCACGGGCCUGGCCAAGGAGACCUUUGGGUCCCUGGAGGAGACGUCGCCACCGCCCUGCUGGAACUCAGUGACGGACUCCCUGCUGCUGGUGCAUGAGCGCUACGAGCAGAUCUGUGAAUUCUACAGCCGGGCUAAGAAGAUGAACCUCAUCCAGAGCCUCAACAAACACCUGCUGAGCAACCUGGCCGCCAUCCUGACACCUGUGAAGCAGGCGGUCAUCGAGCUGAGCAACGAGAGCCAGCCCACCCUACAGCUGGUGCUGCCCACCUACGUCCGGCUGGAGAAGCUGUUCACGGCCAAGGCCAACGACGCCGGGACCGUCAGCAAGCUCUGCCACCUCUUCCUAGAGGCGCUCAAAGAGAACUUCAAGGUGCACCCAGCCCACAAAGUGGCCAUGAUCCUGGACCCACAACAGAAGCUGCGGCCCGUGCCACCCUACCAGCAUGAAGAGAUCAUCGGCAAGGUCUGCGAACUCAUCAACGAGGUGAAGGAAUCCUGGACAGAGGAGGCUGACUUCGAACCCACUGCUAAGAAGCCCCGCUCCACGCCGGGUGAACACCCCACAGCUCAGGAGGACGACCGGCUAGGGAAGAACGAAGUGUACGAUUACUUGCAGGAACCCCUUUUCCAGGCCACCCCUGACCUCUUCCAGUACUGGUCAUGCGUGACCCAAAAGCACACAAAACUGGCCAAGCUUGCCUUCUGGCUGCUGGCCGUUCCGGCUGUGGGGGCUCGAAGUGGGUGUGUAAAUAUGUGUGAGCAGGCACUUCUGAUCAAAAGGAGACGGCUGCUCAGCCCAGAAGAUAUGAACAAGCUCAUGUUUCUGAAAUCCAACAUGCUUUAAGACGCAGCUUCAGAAAAUUAAACAAAAACAACUUAAAAAAAAAGACAAGAGAACGUUAGGGAAGGAAAAAUU
This is a messenger RNA of Dipodomys ordii (Ord's kangaroo rat), 2969 nucleotides long. RefSeq names its product zinc finger protein 618 (gene Znf618). The coding region runs from base 201 to 2897 and encodes 898 amino acids. NCBI's taxonomy places the organism in Eukaryota, Metazoa, Chordata, Mammalia, Rodentia, Heteromyidae. The record is from RefSeq and is a predicted model, not a curated record. The transcript has 15 exons.